CCUCAUCAUCAACCAAUCCUAACUCUGCUUCCAGCCACGUGGGCUCUUUCUGCGUGGUGGGGGUGACCCAAGCUCCACCUCUUGUUCAUCUUACCUCCCAGGACUGUAUGUCAAUGUCCCUCCUCUAGGAUUUCCUUCGUCUUCUAGAUCAUCACCUUCCCACUCUCAGCUCUCAUCACAGCAGUGGUUGGUCGUCUACCUCCCCUAUAGACUGGAAGCUUCGUUCGGGCCGUGGGCUUGGCUGUCCUGCUCACCACGGUGUCCAUGCCUUGGGCUCAGAUGUUUCACAAGAGUUUGUUGAAUGAAUGUGGGAAAAGGAUGGACAGGGGAUAGACAGGUGUGGAGGGCAGGCAGACACGGAUCCUGAAAGAGACACACAGACCGAACCUGCAGUGGGAGGGGUCGCCAACAGGACCGACUGGCCGGGGCGGAGGGCAGGGCCACGGCUGGCGCGCGCGAGGGGGUACGAGCAGUCGGCGCGGGAGAGCUGGGCGCUCUCCAGGCUGCGCCUCCGCAGGGGGCGCCCGUGGCCCGGGGCGUGGCCUCGCGCAGCCCCGCCCUCCUCGCCGGCGCCAGGGCAGGCGGGCGGCUGGCAGCUGUGGCGCCGACAUGGCUGCGCUGGUGGAGCCGCUGGGGUUGGAGCGGGGCUUCGGCCGUCCUCCCCGGACUGCGCGCUCGGCCUCACUCCGCCGCUCUCCUUGCUUCUCUGCGUCUCGGGGUUUCUGACACUCGGGGUAUCUGCGCCCCGCCCCCGCCCCGCAGACGUGUCCCGGGCGGUUGAGCUCCUCGAGCGGCUCCAGCGCAGCGGGGAGCUGCCCCCGCAGAAGCUGCAGGCCCUCCAGCGAGUCCUGCAGAGCCGCUUCUGCUCCGCUAUCCGAGAGGUGUAUGAGCAGCUUUAUGACACGCUGGACAUCACCGGCAGCGCCGAGAUCCGAGCCCAUGCCACAGCCAAGGCCACAGUGGCUGCCUUCACAGCCAGCGAGGGCCACGCACAUCCCAGGGUAGUGGAGCUACCCAAGACGGAUGAGGGCCUAGGCUUCAACAUCAUGGGUGGCAAAGAGCAAAACUCGCCCAUCUACAUCUCCCGGGUCAUCCCAGGGGGUGUGGCUGACCGCCAUGGAGGCCUCAAGCGUGGGGAUCAACUGUUGUCGGUGAACGGUGUGAGCGUUGAGGGUGAGCAGCAUGAGAAGGCGGUGGAGCUGCUGAAGGCGGCCCAGGGCUCGGUGAAGCUGGUUGUCCGUUACACGCCGCGAGUGCUGGAGGAGAUGGAGGCCCGGUUCGAGAAGAUGCGCUCUGCCCGCCGGCGCCAACAGCAUCAGAGCUACUCGUCCUUGGAGUCUCGAGGUUGAAACCACAGAUCUGGACGUUCACCUGCACUCUCUUCCUGUACAGUAUUUAUUGUCCCUGGCACUUUAUUUAAAGAUAUUUGACCCUCA
Nomascus leucogenys (northern white-cheeked gibbon) is the source of this 1436-nucleotide messenger RNA. It is a transcript of the gene LIN7B, whose product is annotated as lin-7 homolog B, crumbs cell polarity complex component. Gene Ontology annotation, biological process: maintenance of epithelial cell apical/basal polarity; neurotransmitter secretion; protein localization to basolateral plasma membrane. Gene Ontology annotation, cellular component: synapse; cell-cell junction; MPP7-DLG1-LIN7 complex. Gene Ontology annotation, molecular function: L27 domain binding. The record is from RefSeq and is a predicted model, not a curated record. The transcript has 6 exons. NCBI's taxonomy places the organism in Eukaryota, Metazoa, Chordata, Mammalia, Primates, Hylobatidae. The coding region runs from base 306 to 1349 and encodes 347 amino acids.